CUCCCCUCCGAGCCCCUGGCGCCUUCGCUCUCCUCCCCCGCCCUCGCGGCCUGCCUGGGCGCGUUACGCUGGCUGCGCAUGUCGGUUAGGUCUGUCCCGAGGCGGCCUCCGUAGUAAGGGCUGUUCUCGGCGGGGUUUGAGGGCCGAAGCGGCGCGCGCUUUUGAACCCCGCUCUGCCAGGGCCCCGCAGCGAUGAGUCUCUGGGCGGACAAGUACCGGCCAUGCGCCCUCGGCAGGGUGGAUUAUCACCGCGAGCAGGCGGCCCAGCUCCGCAACCUGGUUCAGUGUGGUGACUUCCCUCAUCUAUUAGUGUAUGGACCAUCUGGAGCUGGAAAAAAGACCAGGAUAAUGUGUUUGUUAAGGGAGCUGUAUGGUGCAGGAGUGGAGAAACUGAGAAUUGAACAUCAGAACAUAACAACACCCUAAAAGAAAAUUGAAAUUAGCACCAUUGCAAGCAAUUAUCAUCUGGAAGUUAAUCCAAGUGAUGCAGGAAACAGUGACCGUGUGGUAAUUCAGGAGCUGUUGAAGACAGUAGCACAAUCCCAACAGCUUGAGACAAGUACUCAAAGAGAUUUUAAAGUGGUGCUGCUGACAGAAGUUGAUAAACUUACUAAAGAUGCUCAGCAUGCGUUGCGAAGAACCAUGGAAAAGUAUAUGGCCACCUGCAGACUGAUCCUGUGUUGCAAUUCCAUUUCAAAAAUCAUUGCACCUAUUCAAAGCAGAUGUCUGGCAGUGCGAGUUCCUGCUCCCAGUAUUGAAGAUAUCUGUCAUGUGUUGUCCAGUGUGUGCAAGAAGGAGGGGCUGACUCUUCCUCAGGAUCUGGCUCGUAGGCUAGCAGAAAAGUCUGGCAGGAAUCUUCGGAAGGCACUUCUUAUGUGUGAGGCUUGCAGAGUCCAGCAGUAUCCUUUCACUUCAGAUCAGGACAUCCCUGAGACAGACUGGGAGGUAUAUCUGAGAGAGACUGCAAGUGCUAUUGUCAGUCAGCAGACUCCCCAGAGGUUACUUGAAGUUCGUGGACGGCUUUAUGAACUCUUAACCCACUGCAUUCCUCCUGAGAUAAUAAUGAAGGGCCUUUUGGUCAGAACUUCUAAAUAAUUGUGAUGGGCAACUAAAGAGGAGGUUGCACAGAUGGCAGCCUUCUAUGAGCACCGACUACAACUGGGCAGCAAAGCCAUUUAUCAUCUUGAAGCAUUUGUGGCAAAGUUUAUGGCACUUUAUAAGAAGUUUAUAGGAAGAUGGACUAGAAGACAUGAUGUUCUAAAACAUCACUGAACAUACAUACUAUAAUAUAUGUCACAACAUUGAAAGUUCUGCUGAUAACAUAGUCUACUCCUCUGAGACUUAUGUUUGUACAAGUUAUACGUCAAAGUCAAUAAAAUCUCAUUUACUUC
This is a messenger RNA of Gopherus evgoodei (Goodes thornscrub tortoise), 1391 nucleotides long. It is a transcript of the gene RFC3, whose product is annotated as replication factor C subunit 3. Gene Ontology annotation, biological process: DNA repair; DNA-templated DNA replication. Gene Ontology annotation, cellular component: DNA replication factor C complex; nucleus. Gene Ontology annotation, molecular function: DNA binding; ATP hydrolysis activity; DNA clamp loader activity. The record is from RefSeq and is a predicted model, not a curated record. Lineage: Eukaryota; Metazoa; Chordata; Testudines; Testudinidae.